This is a messenger RNA of Anopheles cruzii, 2352 nucleotides long. Its product is annotated as acyl-CoA Delta-9 desaturase-like. Gene Ontology annotation, cellular component: endoplasmic reticulum membrane. The record is from RefSeq and is a predicted model, not a curated record. Lineage: Eukaryota; Metazoa; Arthropoda; Insecta; Diptera; Culicidae. The coding region runs from base 1 to 1590 and encodes 529 amino acids. The transcript is spliced from 6 exons. Gene Ontology annotation, molecular function: iron ion binding; stearoyl-CoA 9-desaturase activity. Gene Ontology annotation, biological process: unsaturated fatty acid biosynthetic process.
AUGGGUGCCGAUUCGUUACCCAAAACGAUACUGUGCGCCAAAACGCCGGAACUGAUCGAGACGGUCAUCGCCGACCGGAAACCGGAACCGUCACAGACCACAGGCGCGCACAGUUUACCGCUGCAGCUGGCCGACUCGACCCUCGCCGGUGCUCAGUUCGAGAAGGCGCUCCAGACGUGCGGCGGUGCGGUGCACGACGAGGCGGAGGUCGACCGGAAGCUGAAGGAGAUCGGCUCCGCGACGCCCAUACUGCCGUCGGAGAUCGGGACGGACUUCAGCUUUAAGCGCGAGAUCGUCUGGAAGAAUGUGAUCGGGUUCCUGGCGCUGCACAUCUGCGGCUGGAUUGGGUUGCACCUGGCCUUCUGGCGGUAUUGUGACUACCGCACCACGCUCUACACAAUGUGGCUAAUGUACGCCUCGGGACAGGGUGUCACGAUGGGCGCACAUCGACUCUGGUCUCACCGGGCGUUCAAGGCGACGCUCUGGCUGAGGAUCAUCCUGCUCUGGAUGCAUACGCUGGCCGGACAGAACUGCCUGUACGUGUGGGUGCGGGACCACCGACAGCACCACAAGUUCUCGGACACGGACGCCGACCCGCACAACGCGAACCGUGGCUUCUUCUUCUCGCACAUCGGCUGGCUGCUGUCCCGCAAGCAUCCCAAGGUGAUCGAGUACGGCAAGAAGAUCGACAUGUCCGAUCUGGAAGCGGACCCGUUGAUUAUGUUUCAAAAGCGGCACUACAAACUGCUCUACACCAUCUUCGCUCUGUUUGGACCAACCGCCGUUCCGGUGUACUUUUGGGGCGAGAGCUAUUGGUACGCCCUGUUCGUGGCGUUCUUCUUCCGCACGGUGCUCAGCCUUAACGGGACAUGGUCGGUGAACAGUGCUGCUCACAUGUUUGGCACGCGCCCGUAUGACAAAACCAUGUGGCCGGUGGAGAACAUGUUUGUGUCGUUCGUGGCUGUCGGUGAGGGCUGGCACAACUACCAUCAUGCCUUCCCGUGGGACUAUCGUGCGUCGGAGUACGGGACGCCGCUUAAUCUGACCGGAACGCUGAUCGAUCUGCUGGCCAAGGUUGGCGCGGUGUGGGACCGGAAAACGGCCACUUCGAACAUGGUUAAAAAUCGUGUUAUGCGCACGGGCGACAAGUCACACCAUACGUACGGCACGGACGAGGGCCGCCAGGCGUUCACCACGCUGUGGAACGUUUGGAAGCACCCGUCCAACCCGAGCUACAACUCGAUCCACACGCCAAAGCCGAAGAUCCUGCAGUCGGACGGCUACGCGCUGAUUCCGGACGAGUUGAAGCAGUCCGAACUGGACGAGGAGAUUCUGUCGAAGGAGAACGAGGAGUUGCUGCGCCGCCAGCAGGAAGAAGAAAGCCGCACGACUGAGGCGAACCAAAUCUACACCAAGCUGUCGAAGUACAUCAAGGAGCAGCAGCAAGCGGAAGAGUUGCUGUUACAAUCGAACAACAACAGCGAGAAGAGUGCCCAGGGAAAGGCCGCCCUGAACGUUGUCGACUGCAACGACAAUGCGCUGGUCAAACGGAGAGUCCCGGUGGCCGAUGUUCCGACCGCAACCCACUAGCCUAGCGUCUUGGCGAUGGCGGAGAUUAUUAUGGCCAUCCAGACACAUUCGUCGCAGCCUUCAUCGCAGUACGUGCGUUCCAGUAAGGGCGCAACACGUGGAAAGAGCUCGUGAGGAAGACACGCGUGGCACGGGCGAAAAGGCUCAUCUGCUGUUGCACCAAAUGCUCAAUUUACUCUAAACCAAUCACCUAUCCUCGACGAGUAACCAGGCGUGUUGUGGUCAUGUAUGAUUUCUCACUUUCUCUCUCUCAUGGUGCAAAAGAUUGCAGAAAAAGAAAGCAUGUGAUAUGCUGCUCUUCUGGUGGCGAACUUGCCGGUCGGCGGAAUGCCAGAACAGUGGAUACAAAAACAGUCAAAUCAAUUCGUGCCGUAAGCAUGGUUCGAAAAGCUAGUUCAUUCAUUUAAACUCAAGGUCCCCAGCCAAGUGGCAUCGGCGAAGAGCAUACAUAGUCGCGAUUCGUCCCCGCUUACAGUCCGUGCGUGUGCAGCACAAUCACUAUAAUCAUCGUUUCGCAACUGUCGUAGGCCACGCAUUCUUACCAAACCGUGAUGAUAAUGCCCAACCUUCAUUAACGCUUUUGUAUGUGUUUUCCCAAUUGCUAGUUGUUAAGUUAAGUAGGCCAGAUAACACGAAAACGAACAUGCAUGGCAACAGGCCCUCGCAUUUCGCCGACUGCACGGCGAGCAGUAGCUCGCGUACAGUCGUUUUUAGGGGAUGACUAUUUUCUUUCCGGGGUAGGGAUUCCAAUAAGUGCUGAAA